Lachancea meyersii CBS 8951 is the source of this 2397-nucleotide messenger RNA. Lineage: Eukaryota; Fungi; Ascomycota; Saccharomycetes; Saccharomycetales; Saccharomycetaceae. The record is from the annotation of a GenBank genome assembly.
AUGUUUAGAUCGCGAAAGCCGGCUUUGGACUUUGCAAUGCGCUUUUUUUCAUCCAAAUACGACAUCUCAGCGCAGAGAGACAUUGGUAUAAUAGCUCACAUUGACGCUGGUAAGACUACCACAACUGAACGCAUGCUAUAUGUCAGUGGGAAGACGAAACGCAUCGGGAAUGUAGACGAGGGUGAUACAAUUACGGAUUUCUUGCCGCAAGAACGAUCUCGAGGAAUUACCAUACAGAGUGCUGCGAUCUCUUUCAACUGGCAAAGCAAGUACAAGCUCAAUUUGAUAGAUACUCCUGGACACGCAGACUUCACUUUCGAGGUGAUACGAGCUUUAAAAGUUCUGGACGGGUGUGUAACAAUUUUGGACGCCGUAGCGGGUGUCGAGGCUCAAACAGAGAAGGUAUGGAAACAGGCCAAGGGAAUUCCUAAAAUCUGCUUUAUCAACAAAAUGGACCGUUCGGGAGCUGGUUUCAGUCGCACUGCUAAAGAGCUUAUGGUGAAACUCAAGACACGGGUCUUGCUGGUCAACGCACCUGUUUUCGAUGGCGUCGAAGCGUCGGGAGAACCUAUGUUUAAGGGCGUGCUCGAUGUGGUAAACCAAAAGAUACUGCGAUGGGAUACGAGCGACCCUGAAAAUGUGUCUGUUAGUGAAAUAAUAGAGGGCUCCCCGUAUUGGGGCGAGCUCGUCAAACUCAGAGAGUCGCUCGUUGAGACACUCAGCGAGUUUGACGAACAUUUGGUCGAGUACUUCCUGGACACUGCUGAGGGCGACUACAUGAAAAUUCCAUCUGAUCUGAUGAACGUGUCUAUCAGAAAAUGCCUGCUAGCUGGCUAUGCCACGCCCGUGUUGUGUGGUGCAUCCUUUCGCAACAUCGGCGUUCAACCUCUGCUUGACGCUGUUGUGAACUAUCUACCGUCACCUUUGGAAGCCAGAUGGCCGGAGUUCAAUUACGAGGUUCCUGUUGCCAUCGACAGGAAGAACGGCGCUAUCAUCAACAAGAAUAAAAAUCUGUGUGUUGCACAGGCCUUCAAAGUAAUCACUGAUCCUAUCAGAGGCAUCAUGAUAUAUGUUCGCGUUUACGCCGGCAGCUUGAACAGCGGGUUCUCUGCGUACAACUCAACUACCGGAGCAAAGUUUAAGAUGGGGAAACUAGUGGUUAUGCAUGCAAACCUAGCCGAGGAGAUCAAACAAUUAAGAUGUGGAGAGAUUGGCGUUCUCACAGGUUCAACAGUCUCGGAAAAUGUUAGAACAGGCGAUACCAUAAUUGCGCAUAACGUGAAGAAAGAUGGUCUUCGAUCAUUGGACAAAGUGAAAGAACUGGGGCUCAGAAUCAAUCCUAUUGAUACUCCGCCCCCAGUAUUCAGCGCUGCCAUCGAACCAAGGACACUAGGAAAUAAAAAACUCAUGGAAGAAUCUAUCGCUGCUCUCAUCAGAGAAGAUCCGAGUUUACAUAUAAGUGCUGACGAAGAAACGGGGCAAACGUUGUUGAGUGGGAUGGGUCAAUUGCAUCUUGAGAUAGCCAAAGACAGGCUUUUAAAUGAACUCAAUGCUGACGUUGAAGUUGGGAAAGUUAUGGUCUCUUUCAAAGAGACUCUAAAUUCGUGUACUGCCCUCAAGCAGAUAGAAACCGAAACUGGCUACCGGUUGUCAAUAGUCGUGGAGCCAUUGGAAGAUGCGGAGGCCACGAAAAAUGCUAGUGAGGACUGGCAUUCCCUCUCGACUGACAAUAACUUUCUGAUUGUGGAAAAGUCAGCCACAUACUCUGCCAGUAAUUGGCCCUUGCAGAUCUCUUACGAGCAGUUUGUUAACGCUUUAGCGUCGAGCAGUAUUGUUGCAUUGCAAAAAAACGGAAGGAUUGCAAACUUCCCGCUACACUCGUGCGCUGUUAGAGUGAAGAGAGACUGGGAAGUCCCUACUGAUACAGCAUCGGUUGCACAAGUGCUGACACUGUCUCGCUCGUUGAUUUUCGAAGCAUUCAAAGAGCUCAGCGACUCGAGUUUCGACAUUCUCGAGCCAAUUAUGAAUGUAAGCGUUGCUGUCAAGCAAGAAGAUAUGGGAAGCGUUCUUCAGGAUUUGACAGGAGCUCGCAAGGCGAAUAUUCUAUCCAUCGACGAUGAACAUACUUUGGACAGUAGUCAGGAUGCUGACAUAACGUUUCAGAAGCUUGCAGAUGAGCAGUAUUUGCCUGCGGACAACACGCUCAACAGAGCAAAUAUUUCAACUGGAGCCACUGUCAAUAAAGUUAUCCGAGGCAUGGUGCCUUUAAAAGAGAUGGUGUCAUACAUGAACAAGCUUCGAAGUUUAACCCAAGGAAGGGGCACUUACCACAUGUUUUAUCAUGGUAUGGAAAAAGUGUCGAAUGACCGUCUGGCGAGUAUUUUAGAAGAAUACUAA